AUGCAGCGUGUCGCGGGUGUGCCAAGUAUGGCAGAGGCUGAGAUGUGGCGCGCGUAUGAGGAGGACGGGGCAGCCUUCAGUGCAGGGCUGGACACGAGACAAGAUAGUCGAGUGGCUCACAGCCUCUUGGAUCGACAGGUGGAGCUUUUUGGGCUGUGGGACCCGGAGGGAGUGACACGACGGUUGGGAUUUGGAGAUGGGACGGUGGAGGAGGCGCUGAAUGAGCGCGAGGAGGAGGAGGACUUCCUCGCUGAGCUGCUGGCCAACGCGGGUGUUGCUGGGCCCACUGAGGAGGACAUUCAAACUGCUGGCACCCAGAGAACCUCGCCAACGGCUGGAUACUUUCCAUAUCCAAAUAAAACGAUGUUCCUUCUUGAUAUUCUGGACAACCUGCCGCGACUUCGGGUCUCGAAAUCUCUCAUGCGCGUUAUCCUGUGGAUCAUGCGCGAAACGGGAGCUCAAGAUGUUCCUUCUCUCGAAGGCCUCAACCGAGUUCAGAAGGAAAUUCGAGUCGAAUCGGGAAUUCCCACUCUCCCUUGCCUGUCGCCGCUGGGCAACGUUUUUUUCAUGAACAAUCCUUGCGCAAUUAUCGCACAUGAUUGGGCCAAUCCUGCCAUCCGGAAACACAUUCGCGUCUACCCCGAAAUCCCUACUGACGGCAUCAUUCGCGAAAUCUGGCACGCACAAAAAUGGAGGAAAAAUAUGGACCUCGAUGCGCUGAGUCCGAUGUAUGAUGCCGGAAAUGCCCAUUUCUAUGUCAACGAGCUCUGCCGCCUCAAGGACGGUCGGUUUGUUAUUCCCAUACGCUGGGUCACCAUGAACUCUGCCAUUUGCGCAGACUGCUACAGCGUCAGAAUGGACGAGGCUGGUGCAGCAGUGAUUGACGAUUCGACAACGUCUAUUGUUGAGGCAACGGAGAUGAAGGAAAACUAUCUGGACCUGGUUGAUCUUGGAGCAGUACCGCAGUGGAGCGCGGCGACAUUCUCAAAGGGACACCCCGCAAGGAUGCCCAACCGUAAACGCGCAAUUGCGGGAGGCUGUCCAAUGUACACCAGCCUCGUCGACUACUUUGGCGAUGACGUAUCCGGAAAUCGUUCAAAAUCGUGGAAUAAGCAUUGGAAUGCCAAGAAUAUCAUAUCCAUUUCGUCUCGACCUCCCCCCAACGCAUCCAUAUCUGAGCAAUAUCGUGAAUUCAAGACCGCCAUUGAAGCCACGCACACCAAGCCGAUUGUUGUCCAAGACGACGCAGGAAAUACGACAAAGAUAUGUGUUUACUGUAAUGCCGGCCCUUCCGACAACCCAAUGCAGAGCGAGGUAUCGUCUCAUAUGGGUGGCCAGGCCAACUACUAUUGUCGAAAAUGCAAGGUGGGCGGUCCGAAAGCGCACAAGCACUCGAAUGUUGGGUAUGAAGAGCUAUUCAAGCCGGGUGUUCCGCGAACGAAAGAAUAUGUCCUCGAUGAGUUGCGGCUCCAAGUCCGGCAUGUGUGUGGUGGGACAACAAUGGACAAGCUCCAGAAGAUCCAGCGGAACACGGGCGUGAAAGACGCAUACACACAGCAAUGGAUCAUAGGUCUCGAAGCCCGUUUUGCGCAACUGAGUGUUGCCGACCCCGAACGACCAGCAACAAACAUCAAAGCGGAGCUCAUGAAGUGGGUAGAUGAGAACGACGAAAAGAUCUAUAGUGCUUUCUUGCGAACAACAGCGUUCGAUCCUACACGCGAUACACCCAUCGAACUCUUACACACAAUUCUCCUUGGUGCAGUCAAGUACGUGUGGCACAUCUCGCACACAGGCUGGUCCGACAAGGAGAAGACAACAUAUUCGCAGCGCUUACAAGCGACUGAGACGAGCGGGCUUUCGAUUCAUGCCAUUCGCGCCAAGUACAUUAUGCAAUAUGCCAAUUCACUCAUCGGGAAACAACUCAAGACUGUUGUUCAGACGGGCAUAUUCCAUGUGCACGAUUUGGUCUCGGACGACCAUCUCGCUGCAUGGCGAGCAUUAGGCGAGCUCUCUGCGUUGCUCUGGGUCCCCGAAAUCUACGACAUGACUCAGUAUCAUACCGACCUUGAAACAGCGGUCGCAAACCUGCUUGAUGCUGUCGCCGUUAUCGACCCUUCCAAAAUCGUCACAAAAAUCAAGUACCACCUGCUUGCACACGCUGCGGACGACGACGCGACAGAAUUCGGGCCACUCAUUGGCCUUGCAACAGAGCUCUUCGAGAGUUUCAACGCGAUUUUCCGAUAUUGCUCGAUACUAUCAAAUCAUCUGGCACCCAGUCGCGAUAUUGCUCUUCAGUUGGGAGACCAGGAAGGGCUCAAACAUCGGCUAACGGGGGGACUUUGGGCGGCCAAAGGCGAGCAGAAAUGGGUCCGAGCGGGUACUGGUGUGCGCCAUUACUUGGAGAAACACCCUAUCCUGCAGAAACUCUUAGGCUGGACACCGCAAACAAGCGCGGAUAUUGGGAUUGUCAAAUUGACUCCACUCAUACGGGGUGAAGAUAAGCGUCUAUUGCGCGAAUUAAACGCUACAACAGCAUCGAAAGCGACAAACUAUCGUGACUACGCCAUCGAACUCCGUCUGGGACUCCGGAAAAUCUUUUAUAUGCCAAUCGCAGGACGAAUGUCGUGUCGGGUCUUGGGUUUUCGUAUCGUGGCUAGCAACUCACAGAUCCUCAAAGGGACCGAGGUCAACCUUGCUGUUUUGGAGCGCUUCCAGACAUCGGCAGUCCGCGAUCCGGUAUAUGGGAUGCCGGCGUUGAUUCGCCCCAAUGGCGAAACACUGCUUUUUAUCACUCCAACCAAGAAUGUCAGCUUCAGUUUCAAUGCACAACAUGACUGUCGUGCGGCCCAAUGCGCCGCCACUGGUUCCCGUGCCAUUAUCCAAGAACGCGUCGCAUCUGAAAAGACAGAGCACUUUGUCGUGCACAAGGACCUUGACCGCUACAUCAUCAACCUCCAUUCUUUCCAUAAUGCCCACCUCCUGCGCGCAACGCUUCCCCGCCAUCUCUGGGCACCUGUUCCACUCUUCGACGACCGUCCAGCAAAGCACAUCGAGUUCGCAACGCAGCUUCGCAAUCGGAAUACUGUGAAGGGAGCCAAAGGAGCAAGUGAUAGAGUUGCCAAUCCCGCGUCAGACGCAGUGGGAACCACCAUGCAGCGGGCCAAGCGCCGUCGAGCCAAGGACAACAACUCCGAUGCUGAGUCAGCACCAGCACGCAAGCGCGCUCGCAAGGCUGCUCCCAAGAAGAAAAAGCCAAAGGCACAGGCUAAUGCCAUCCCCAUCGCAGUCUCUGUGGCGAUUUCGGGAAGCACAAGUUUGGCAGCAGGACGAACCAAGCGAACGAUAACAAAAACGGUGAAGGCGCUGGCAGCGGAGGAGGCUUCAAGUGAUUCCGAGGAAGUGUCGGACAGUGAUCAGGUGUCGGAAACAGAUGCACAAGCUUAUGAGACCAGCGAUGAAGAGUACCAAUAG
This is a messenger RNA of Mycena indigotica, 3471 nucleotides long. RefSeq lists its product as uncharacterized. The record is from RefSeq and is a predicted model, not a curated record. The coding region runs from base 1 to 3471 and encodes 1156 amino acids. The transcript has 14 exons. NCBI's taxonomy places the organism in Eukaryota, Fungi, Basidiomycota, Agaricomycetes, Agaricales, Mycenaceae.